CUUCCUGCGUCACUUGGUCGUCAGGACGUCAUCGCUGUUCUCCAUUGUCCUCCAGUCAUGCUGGAACCGUAAGAGACAUUGGUAGCUUCGGGUUGUAAGGAAAGGAAAGGAACAUGGACCGCAGUCUGAAGCGUCGGCAGGUGAAACCCUUGGCUGCCUCUCUCUUAGAUGCUUUGGAUUAUGACAGCUCUGAUGACAGCGACUUUGAAGUGGAAGAUGCCUCUGAAGGCACUGGCAAUGGGAGUGACGAUGAAGGAUUCAGAGCAAGUGCUGCUGGAUCCGAGAUUGAAUCAGACAAUAUUGGAUCUGCAGAUGAUGGAAUAGGAGUUGGUAAAAACCUGCCUGUUAGUGAAGAUGAUAAGAGCAAAGAGCAGUCUUCUUCAGAAGAUUUUGCAAGGGAAACACCAACUUCCUGUCUAACCAACAGCCGGCGCAAGACUAAAAAAGUGCUACAACCUGAACCCACUGACCCACCUGGCAGCAGUGGAUCUUCUGGAAAUAAAAAUGAAGAGCUUCAAGUUGAGCCCAAAAAAUGGAAUUUCCGUCGUAAUCGUCCGCUCUUGGACUUCACUUCAAUUGAGGAGCUGAAUGAGAUUGAUGAUUACGACAGUGAAGAUGACAAUGACUGGAGACCAUCUGCCAGCAAAAAGAAACUCAAGGUUGCUCCUCAAAAAGGAACUGCUGAGGAUGAAGAGGGACAUGCUGGUAGCGAAGACUACGAUAUUGAUGAUAUAGGUGAGGAUGAACAGGGCGAAGAUGAAAAAAACAAAGAAGAUAUUAAUGACGACGAUGAUGAUGACGACGACGAUGAUGAUGAUGAUGAUGAUGACGACGACGACGAUGACGACAACGAUGACAAUGAAGGCGACUCUGAUGAUGGUGAUGAAAAGGAAGAUGGUGAUGACAAUGUUAGUAGUGACAGUGAGGAAGUCAAAAAGCUCAAGAAGAAAAGCGCCACCACGUUUGAUGAGGAGUUGACUAAUGACAGCAUUUUACAGGGAAAGGGCCAUGAGGAUGGUUUGCUCGAACGGCCCCAGAACUGGAGUGCUCAGCACAUCCUCAUCUGCUGCGUUUGCUUAGGAGACAACAGUGAGGAUGCUGAUGAGAUCAUCCAGUGUGACAACUGUGGAGUGACUGUGCAUGAGGGCUGUUAUGGUGUUGAUGGUGAGAGUGAUUCCAUCAUGAGUUCUGCGUCUGAGAAUUCCACUGAGCCUUGGUUCUGUGAUGCCUGUAAAAAUGGAGUGAAGCCCAGCUGUGAACUCUGUCCCAACCAAGACGGCAUCUUCAAAGAGACAGAUGCCGGGAGGUGGGUGCAUGUUGUUUGUGCACUUUAUGUUCCAGGAGUAGCUUUUGGAGACAUCGACAAACUACGACCUGUUACACUAACUGAGAUGAAUUAUUCUAAGUAUGGGGCCAAGGAAUGCAGUUUUUGUGAGGACCCCCACUUCACACGGACUGGUGUGUGCAUAAGCUGCGAUGCAGGCAUGUGCCGUUCCUACUUCCAUGUUACCUGUGCUCAGAGAGAGGGCCUUCUUUCGGAGGCUGCAGCUGAGGAGGACAUCGCUGAUCCGUUUUUUGCAUACUGCAAACAGCAUGCAGACCGUUUUGAUCGGAAGUGGAAAAGGAAGAAUUAUCUAGCGCUUCAGUCAUACUGUAAAGUGUGUUUGCAGGAAAGAGACAAACAACUGACAACUGAAGCGCAGGGCAGAAUCACCACUCGACUGCAGCAAUAUCGGCUCAAAGCUGAUAUGUCAAGGAACAGUCGGCCCCAAGCAUGGGUACCACGGGAGAAGCUUCCCAGACCUCUGACCUCCAGUGCCUCGGCCAUCAGGAAAUUAAUGCGAAAGGCAGAGCUAAUGGGCAUCAGCACUGACAUUUUUCCAGUGGACACUUCUGAUACCAAUGCCAGUAUUGACGGUCGCAGGAAACACAAGCAGCCUGCCCUGACACCUGACUUUGUCAACUACUACUUGGAGAGAAAUAUGCGAAUGAUUCAGAUCCAGGACAACAUUUCUGAACAGAAGAGUCUGAAAGACAAGUUGGAGAGUGAGCAGGAUAAGCUGCACAUGGAGUAUAACAAGCUCUGCAGUAUUUUGGAAGAACUGCUUCAUACCAAUGGAGCGCUGCGAAGUGAUGGCCAAGAUCUGUGGACUCUACUGUGUGGUAUCCUGGGUCAGACUAUUCACACUCCCUCUGUUCUGAAAAUCCCAAAAGAGAGGAAGUCCACCAAGAAGGAGGGAGAAUCUCCCGGGAAGUCAUCCAGUCUUCCAGCAAUUCUUUAUAGCUGUGGGAUCUGUAAGAAAAAUCAGGACCAACAUUUGCUUGUAUUGUGUGACACUUGCAAGCUAUACUACCACCUUGGCUGCCUGGAACCUCCGCUGACACGCAUGCCGAAGAAGACGAAAAACAGCUACUGGCAGUGCUCAGAGUGUGACCAGGCCAGCAGUGAUGAUGCCAACAUUGCCAUGGAAACUCUUCCUGAUGGCACCAAGAGGUCCAGAAGACAAAUCAAAGGACCAAUCAAAUUUAUUCCUCAAGACAGGUCACCAGAGCCCAGAAAACCUCAAGUUAGAGUCACGAGAACCAGGGGUCAGAAAAGAAAACGAACUACCACCACAGAAGACAGUGAAGAUAAAAGUGAGGAAUCUGUGCCACGGGAUCGCCGUCAGCGGCAGCCUGCUCUCCAGAAAAAAACUAAAGUGGAUGACUCAAGUACUGACUGCUCAACCUGUAAAGGUACAGAGGACAACGAGAACCUUGUGAGGUUUACCCCUAGUUUCCCCUGAGUCUGAGGCAUAUGCCUGAAGCAUCUCACAUGGUGUCCCAUAAUCGGUGAAGAUGCAAGGCUUUUUUUUUUUUUUUUUCAGCUGAGCGGAUUGUUUACCCUGGAUGCCGAAACACUAAGUGGAUCCUGUUCAUUUUCAAAAGUAUGACAGUAUACGCUGACUUGAAAUCCCAUUUUACUCUGAAGCAACAUGACACUGUGGCAGCACAGGCCCCAAGCCACCAGACUUGGAAAAUGAGGAAUGUGGUCAAAUACAGACCAACCGUGGGUCGGACAGUCCAAAUAAUCUUUUGCCAGCAUUCAACCUUUCCAGUCAUGACCAGAUCAUGAUCAAGUGAUAAGUGGAGACGACAACUCGGUGAACUGAUGCUGUUGUGUCUUGUGGUCAUUCAAGAUAAAUGUUACUGCCAUGUGUAUAUCAUUGUGGUCAAGCCAAUUCUAUUCCAGUCGGCCGUGCAAAAGGGUCUAUGAUAGUUAUUUGUUUUGUUUUGUUUUUACUCUGUAACCUACUCGUCUUAAUCUUUACGUGCCACUUAAAGUAUUAAUAGUGUCGCGUUUUUUUGUUUGUUUUUUCUCGGCUUGGUUCAAGUUUAAAAUGGUUGUUGGGGCAUGUUAGGUGUGCUGCCCUGACUCUUUCUAUCUUUGCAUUGCACAGGUUGUGAGACCCAGGGCAGCCACCUCACCAUGCCAUAUACACUCUCGACAGAUGGCCAUUGGCUUAGGGCCAGAGGGGCUAAUUGAAUGCUGGGGUCAGGCAGAAGAACAACGUCGCCUGUCAGCUGAUACACUUUGGAACAAUUGAACACAAUCUGAACUUUGAUGAGUGCUUUUGGAAUUGGUCUGCUGAUUUAAACUUAUUAAAAUUAUUAAGACAUUUCUUCUGCCUUUUAUGUACAUAUGGUUCAACUUUUGUCAGUUGUUUUUUUUUUUCCUGAGGUAGUCCUACAGAAUUCUAUGGUGUAUGACGAGCCACUUCGAUCCCAAUUCCUUCUUUUAUUCACAGCCAUGGACACCAAUCAGUCCUAAACUGAGUUAUCAAAACUUGUCUGUUGUGAACUUUCUGAUGUCCACUGCUACCCAUUUGUUGUGUUGCACAAAGACAUCUUUUAGGUAGUUUGUUGUAUUUUUUUUUCAUAGAUUUUUUUUUUCUUUUUUGGCUGUACUUGAUCUAGGAGUAUUAUAAUUUUUACGUUGGUCAACCAUCGUCUUUGCAACUGUAGAUGGCAUUUUUUUUUUUUUUUUUUCUUGUGUGGAUUGUAUUUGUGUUUGAUGUGUUUGUCAGGCAUGGCAGUUUGUUGGUACUCUGUCUGCCUCAAUGCCCCAUUGCUGUCAAAUCCAUGGCUGCUUUUUGCGCAGUCAGGCCUCCUGACAAGUGAUUGAUUCUGACCUUUGGUUUCAGUCUGUAUUCAUGAUGUGAAGGGCUUCCUUUUGGGUAAAGUAAAAUUCUGCAUUUUAAUUUUGCACAUCUUGGAAAAUCCAGUAUAAUGUCAGACAGCCUCGGUCCUUGACUGAACUGCUUUUUAGUGCAUCUGUAGAUUUGUACGGUAAUUAGAAUGUGGCAAUGUGUUCUUGUGUACAUUAUUUAUUAGGCUAUAUUUGUCAGUAAUCUUUGAAAUAAGUGUCAACCAUGGAGAUUUGUCAUGUCUGUUAUAUGUGAAAUGUCUCAACUCUGGCAUGUGGCUUUGGCUGCUUAAGUCAGGCUUUAAUAAACUUUUUAUAAAGCCAGUGAAUUUGUUAUUGAACAUUUUCAUACGUCAAGGAUGAAAAACAACAGAAUGGACACAAUUUGUCAUUCACGCACCCUUCUCCACACCCCAAUUUGUGUCACUCGUCACUGUCUGUGUGAUUUGCUGAGUGUGUUUCAACUUUGUUUGAUUGCCAUUUACCUAGUUCUAUGACAGGGGUGCCCAUUACGUUGGUUGCAUUGAUAGAUUUACAUGGCACUAUGGCUUAGACAACGAUGCAGCUUAUAGAGUGCAGCAAAGUGAGAAACCCUGGCGAUAAGUUGUAUAAAGCUAAUUGAACAAGCUUAGCCAUUGAAUGCUGUCACACAUAUGACACCAUCACUCUCAACAGUAGACUCAGUUGUGGUGACUUGAAGUGAACCUUCUCUUCAUGCUCUGCAGACGAGUCAACCAGUCAGUGUUUGA
Messenger RNA from Synchiropus splendidus (mandarinfish), 4935 nucleotides. RefSeq names its product PHD finger protein 14 (gene phf14). The transcript is spliced from 17 exons. The record is from RefSeq and is a predicted model, not a curated record. Lineage: Eukaryota; Metazoa; Chordata; Actinopteri; Syngnathiformes; Callionymidae. Gene Ontology annotation, biological process: regulation of transcription by RNA polymerase II. The coding region runs from base 114 to 2786 and encodes 890 amino acids.